Rotaria sp. Silwood1 is the source of this 1386-nucleotide messenger RNA. Lineage: Eukaryota; Metazoa; Rotifera; Eurotatoria; Philodinida; Philodinidae. The record is from the annotation of a GenBank genome assembly.
AUGGCAGAGUUAAAGGAAUUGUUUUCAAAAGUAAAGGAUAAUGUAAAAUCUGCUAAAGCCGAUGAAGGACAACAGUUGAAUGAAGCGUCAUCAACAAGUGUUCCUCAAACUGUACUGUCACAAACAUGUUCUCAUUCAUCUGAAAAACAAAAUUCUAAUAGCGGAACGGCAACACGAGCUGCUGCUGAAGCAGCACAACAACGACUACAACAACAAUUAUCUAGGCAAAAAUCAGGAAUUUCAAAUAGUCGAACUGCAGAUAGUGUUCGUCAUCAAGCUCAACGUGAACUCGAGCAAGAGAAAGCGCUUAAAGAUGAAUAUCAAAAAGCACUUGAUUUAAAAGAUCAUUAUUUUGGCAAUAGACAAAUUAGUAUUGAAAGUGCACCUGUUGUUGACUAUUCAAAACUAUUUUUUAAAUGUCCUGAUAUAUUUGGUGAUAACGUUUGUUUAACAUAUGAUGAGCUACAACAACGAAUUGAAAGUACAUUAAAAUCUCAAUUAGAUUCUGAACCAAUAAUUACUACAAUACUUCUCUUUUUAACAUGUAAUCAAAAAGAUUCAGAUAAAUUAAAUAUUGGCAAAGAAAUUAUUUGUAAAUAUUUUGAUAAUAUUAUUUCUAGUCCAAAUGAGGAUAAAUAUCGUCGAAUUCGUUUACAAAAUAAAAUUUAUCUCGAGAAAGUUUUUCAAUUAAAAUAUGCUACAGAAUUACUUCAAGCUAGUGGAUUUAUAACAUCGGAUGAUAAUGAAUCAAUAAUUUAUCAAGAAUAUUCUAUUGAACGAUUACAAUUAGCACGUGAUACACUAAUGAAUAGUAAACCAAUAAAAGUUCAACUUGAUAAAAAUUUAAAAAUAUUUCAACCAACUACAGAACAAUUAUGCAUACCUCCUGUACAACUUUUACCACAAGAUCCAUUAUUUUAUCAAAUAACUAUUAAUGAAUUGUUACGUGAAAAGCAAAGACAAAAAGAUCUACUUGAAAAAGAACAAAUGUUAAGAACAAAAGCUAUGCGUGAACGUGAUGAAAAAUCUUAUUUAAAUGUUCAAUAUAAAUAUACGAUUUUACGUAUUCGAAUGCCUGAUGAAAUCAUUCUUCAAGUUAUUUUUCAAUCUAAUGAUCUUCUUUCAUCUCUGUUUGAAUACUUACGUACACAUUGUCUUGUAUAUAAUACGCUUCCAUUUAUAUUAACAUCAAUGGCUGAUCGUCGAAUCUAUUCGAGUGAAGAUGAACAACCAAUAACAUUGAGUCAAUGUGAUCUUGUACCAACUGCAUUUCUUUCAUUUCGAUGGAAUGAUCAAGCAUUACGUGAAUUAAAAGAACAAACAGAUCAUUUUUCGGCUAACAUUUAUAUCAAACCUGAAAUACUAAUCAAUGCUGCUCCAUUAUGA